GGUAGGAAAUUAGAGGUAAACUAUGUCAACAUUUAAUGGGGCAUAUUUAGAGGAACAAGGGAUCCAGAAGAAUGAUACCAUUAAUUAUGUCCCCUUUCUGAUUCUGACAGGCGUGAGUAGUUCCUUGUCGUUAUUGGGCUCCGUCUUCAUAUUUCUCAGUUACUAUAAAAGCAAUGAGAGGAGCUUCAAUUUUCGUCUGCUGGUGUUUCUAACAAUUGCAGAUUUCUUCAACGCUUUUGGGAAUCUGCUCGGAGUUAUUCGGUAUUCUGUUGUUGAUCCGGUGCUCACUAAUGACGACAACUGUGAUUCAGAUAAUCUUUGUGUCAGUCAGAGUUUUAUUACCGUCUUUGCUAGUCUAGCCUCGUUCUGGUGGACUGUGUUCAUCGCUCUUAAUCACUUCCUCCACCACGGAGGUAGCCGGUAUCUGGAAAAAAUUCCGGUACAAGUUGUCUGUCAUUUAUGUGGAUGGAUAUGCCCUGUCACCAUAGCUAGUGUUUCCUUACACUACGAUGUGUUGGGAGAAGGUCUGUCGGCCAGUAGUGGCCCCUGGUGCUGGAUCAAGGACUGUAACCUCAGCCUAUCAACCUCUUCCGUCUGGAUGGCCAUAACGGGGAAGGGCUGGGAAGUAACCACUUACUGCGUUACUUUCGCUUUCUACAUGCUGUUAAAAUUUCAAAAAUGCCGUAUUCAUAAGAAAGAAAAACUUUUAAGUAAGUCCAAUUCCAGUUCAUCCUACCAAUCAAUAUCGUCAGAGGAUGCAAACAGAUAUUCCAUAAAUCAAGAAAAUCACGAAGAAGAGGAGUUUGGCUUAUUAUGGAUUUUCCUCUAUAUGUACCUCACAAGACUGUGGGGAACCGUCAGAUACUUUAUCUUUGUUGGCCAUGAAGGAUCUAAUUACAAACCUUUCUUUGACAAGGCUGACGAUGGCUUAAUGUACCUGCAGAGCAUAGGAGACAGCGCCCAGGCGUUUGUCAACUUUUUAGGGUUUGUUGUGUGGCCCAAGUUGAAAAGAAAACAACAAUAUAAUUGUGAUACAACUACUAUAAAUCUAUUAUGAUAUUUAGUAAACCUAUUUGUGAAAAUGAACUUAUAACUUUUAUUUGUGAUUCGGUUAAAUUGCUGCGAGAUAAGGAUGUACAACGUAAGCAUUGUAUAUUCAUAAUGAAACUUGUAUGGGUUGUCCAUGCUCCAAAUGGACCGCUAUUGCAAGAGAAUACUUUGUAGUAAUUAUGUUUGGUUCCUUUUUCAUGAA
Saccostrea cuccullata (small rock oyster) is the source of this 1252-nucleotide messenger RNA. RefSeq names its product G-protein coupled receptor 157-like. Gene Ontology annotation, biological process: cell surface receptor signaling pathway; adenylate cyclase-activating G protein-coupled receptor signaling pathway. The transcript is spliced from 3 exons. Gene Ontology annotation, cellular component: plasma membrane. The record is from RefSeq and is a predicted model, not a curated record. The coding region runs from base 23 to 1057 and encodes 344 amino acids. Lineage: Eukaryota; Metazoa; Mollusca; Bivalvia; Ostreida; Ostreidae. Gene Ontology annotation, molecular function: G protein-coupled receptor activity.